Molecule: messenger RNA, 795 nt
Organism: Exophiala bonariae
Lineage: Eukaryota; Fungi; Ascomycota; Eurotiomycetes; Chaetothyriales; Herpotrichiellaceae
Product: phenylacrylic acid decarboxylase
Exons: 1
Coding region: 1-795 (264 amino acids)
Molecular function (GO): carboxy-lyase activity
Source: RefSeq, a predicted model, not a curated record
AUGCAGAUCACCACGACCGCCGUUACGCAGCACUGUGGCCGACGAACAGGAGCGCAACAUUUUAGCCAGGCGAGCACUCUCAAUACGACUUCAGGGUCACACAAAUCUGGCGUCGAACCACAUUCUGUUCCCGCCACCACCAUCACGCGCGCAGAUGGAGAUCUUGUCACAUUUAUGCCUCCACGGCCCAGAAGAAUUGUCGUGGGAAUCACAGGAGCCACCGGCACAAUUUAUGCCAUUCGAAUGCUAGAGAUUAUGCGUCAACUUGGCAUCGAAACUCAUCUCAUCAUCAGCAAGUGGGCACUUGCAACUCUCAAGUACGAGACUAAUCUAACCGAAGCACAAAUACGUGGCCUGGCCCAUGCGACUUAUACUGCCAAAGACCUCUCUGCGCCGAUCGCCUCUGGCUCCUUCCAGCAUGAUGGAGUCGUGAUUGUUCCCUGUAGCAUGAAAACCCUUGCAGCCGUACGAAUUGGCUUCUGUGAUGAUUUGAUCUCGCGUGCUGCAGACGUGAGCUUGAAGGAAGGCCGGAAAGUCUUGCUAGUUGUGCGAGAGACACCACUCAGCGAUAUUCACCUGGAAAAUAUGCUCGCUUUGAGGCGAGCAGGAGCAACCAUAUUCCCUCCUGUACCAGCAUUCUACACACAGCCCAAGAGCCUCGACGAGAUGGUGAACCAGAGUGUCGGUAGGAUGCUUGACUCAAUGGGCAUUUUCUUGGAUAAUUUUCAUCGAUGGAACGGGUUUGAGAGAUCGAAGAAAGACAAAAUACCUGGCGGAACCCCGAAAGAGCCUUAG